Messenger RNA from Hypoxylon fragiforme, 1804 nucleotides. Its product is annotated as splicing factor, Prp19-binding domain-containing protein. The transcript has a single exon. Lineage: Eukaryota; Fungi; Ascomycota; Sordariomycetes; Xylariales; Hypoxylaceae. Gene Ontology annotation, biological process: mRNA splicing, via spliceosome. The record is from RefSeq and is a predicted model, not a curated record. Bases 194 to 1630 code for a protein of 478 amino acids. Gene Ontology annotation, cellular component: U2-type spliceosomal complex. Gene Ontology annotation, molecular function: RNA binding.
GUUUUUGGUACUACAUAUUACAUGACCAUGUAUGGUAGGUAGUUAUUGGAUGUACCUAUGUAAGCCUCUAUGUAAGGUAAUAUGUAAUUAUUGAGUUAAACGACCUAAACUUUCUUUCUUGAAAACAUUCUCAUCUUCCAUUUCAACUUUUACAUUUUCCUAACUUGAUUUAUCUUUUCGACCCUAAGCCACAAUGCAGUCAAAACGCAUGACAGCAAACCCGACGCGUCCGUCGCGUUAUCGUGCCGGCAAAGCAACAGGCGCGGCCUCAGACUCAGAUUCCGAUUCCGAUUCAGAACCUGGCAGCGGCGAGGCCGAGCAGCAACAAACCCAACGGAAGAUUGCGCCGCCCCCAAAAGUACCUAGUGCCGGCAAAAUCAUCAGCAACCUUGGAAAAGUAGACCUCAAUGGACGCCGAAAGCAAGAGAAUGAAGCAGAAAGUCAACGCGUGGCGGCCGCAAAAGCAGCCCGCCUAGCAGCAGAGGAAGGGUUUGUUACCGAAGAAAGCGAGGGAGAAGAGGACAGCGAAGAGGAAAGCGGAGAAGAUGAAGGGGAAGAGGAAGAAGAGAGCAGCGAAGAAGAAGCCCCACGGCGACUCAUGUUGAAACCCAAAUUUGUACCGAGGAGCCAACGGAACGGGAACGGGAACAAGGAGCCUACCGAAGAGCACGACGAAGCCGCCAAGCUAGCCGAAGAGGAAAUGAGAAAGAAGCAGGCCAUGGAUGAGAUGGUCGAGGAACAAAUGCGCAAAGCAGCUGCGGCGCGCGCAACCAAGAAAAAACACUGGGAUGACAACGUGGAGGACGAAGACGACGUUGACACCGAGGAUGAUGUCGACCCCGAAGCUGAGUUUGCAGCAUGGAAGUUGCGUGAGCUGAAGCGCAUCAAGCGGGAGCGCGAGGCUAUCGAAGUACGCGAGAAGGAGAGAGCGGAAGUCGAGCGGCGAAGAAAUCUGACAGAAGAGGAACGAAAAGCGGAGGAUGAAACCUUCCUAGCCAUGCAGAAGGAGGAGAAAGACGCCAAAGGGAAGAUGUCAUACAUGCAAAAGUACUUCCACAAGGGCGCGUUCUACCGGGAUGAGGCCGAGGCCGAAGGCUUAGCCAACCGAGAUAUCAUGGGCGCGAGAUUCGCAGACGACGUGAAAAACCGGGAAUUGCUUCCAAAGGCACUACAGAUGCGCGACAUGACCAAGUUAGGAAAGAAGGGUGCCAGCAAAUACAGAGACCUCAAGUCCGAGGACACGGGCCGAUGGGGAGAUAUACGCGAUAUGAGGCCGGGCAAGGAGUUUGAUCGAUAUAAUGUAGACGACAGGUUCAAGUCCGAUCGCGCCAGAGAGGCAUCAGGGCCCGGAGGGGCUAAUGCGGUGCCCCUUGGGGAGAGGAAAUCCGUUCCUGGUGCGCCGGAAGGUCCUAAAAGUUCGGAUAGAGACAGAUACCGCAACCGGGACCAGAAUCGAAACAGCUACCGUCCAAGUGAUGACCAUAGACGUCACCGAGAUAGGUCUAGGUCCAGGUCCAGGUCCCCGAAGAGACAUGAUCGAGAUAGCAAUAAUAGCCGGAGGAAAAGAGACUCAUCACAAGAUGUAGACCAUUACGAAAGCGACAAGAGACGAAGGAUAGAUACCAGAUGAAGGAUCUCAGUCGUUAGGCAACUUCAUGUACAUUUAUGCUAGUCUCUGGAAAUAGAUAUGCCAGUGUUAAUUUUGACAGAGGAAAGGCACCUUUUUGGUUGAUGUCUUAAAUUUUAGCCCAAAGUACGUCCACAUCCUGUAAAGCUGAGUCCCAUCUUAAGCUAUAUCUUGGUG